AUGGCUACUCCGAUACCUGGCUACCAAGCGUCGAGGCGGGAGAGCAGGCGAACGCAAAAAAAAGGCGGUGGGCGUCGAAAGCGAGGUGGUAAGAAAGCACAAUGCGCCACCGAGGAACGGCGCAAGCUCCCAGAUGGCUUCACCGCGGACAUUCUAGGUGAGAAUGACGACGGUACGGAAACGUCCGCCGAUCCGAACGGCUAUGCGGUCGAUAAUGUGGCGCAUGGUGAACAGGCGGUGUUUGGUGUGGCGAAUGAUGACGGUUCAUAUCGCGACGAGACGUAUGGCAAGAAGGUGGUUGGUGAAGCGGACAAAGGCGAAGCGGACGGAGGCGAAGCGGACGAAGGGGAGGCGGACGAAGGGGAAGCGGACGAAGGGGAAUCGGACGAAGGUGAAGCGGACGAAAGCGAAGCGGACGAAGGCGACGCUGACGAAGGCGAAGCGGACGAAGAGGAAGCGGAAGAAGGCGAAGCGGACGAAGGCGAAUCGGACGAAGGCGAAGCGGACGAAGGCGAGGAGGGGGAAGGCGAGGAGGGGGAAGGUGAAGGGGCGGAAGGCGGAGAGGCGGAAGGCGUAGGAGCUGUUGGCGAGGAGGCAGAAGGCGAAGGGGCGGAAGGUGGGGAGUGGGAUGGCGAAGAGGGGGAAGGCGAAGAGGGGGGAGGCGAAGAGGGGGAAGGCGAGGAGGGGGAAGGCGAAGAGGGGGAAGGCGAGGAGGUGGAAGGCGAAGAGGGGGAAGGCAAUGAGGGGGAAGGCGAAGAGGGGGAAGGCAAAGAGGGGGAAGGCGAAGAGGGGGAAGGCGAAGAGGGGGAAGGCGAAGAGGGGGAAGGCGAAGAGGGGGAAAGCAUAGGGGCUGUAGAUGGGGCCGGAGAGGAGGUGGAAGGCGAGCAGGUGGAAGGAGAGGAGGCGGAUGGGGUCCAGGCAGAUGGCGACAAUGUGGGCGAAGGCCUGUCCGAUUACUCCAAUUUUAGUGCAGAGGAGAGAACUAAUGGGCGGCGGACACGCGUACAAGCACUCAGCCGCGGGUCGACGCUGGAUGAGGAUGAAGAAGCUGCACGAGUGGUGAAGAAAGGGCGGUUUAUGAUUCUGGGGGCCGCACCGGAUGAUACGCAACAGAGGGAGGGUGGGAGCAGCAGCAGCAUCAACUGGGGUGAGGGUGGGAGCAGCAGCAGCGUCAACGGGAGGGAGGGUGGGAGCAGCAGCAGCAUCAACUGGGGUGAGGGUGGGAGGAGCAGCAGCGGCAUCUACUGGAGGGAGGGUGGGAGCAGCAGCGGCAUCGACUGGAGGGAGGGUGGGAGGAGCAGCGGCAUCGACUGGAGGGAGGGUUGGAGGAGCAGCAGCAUCGACUGGAGGGAGGGUGGGAGGAGCAGCGGCAUCGACUGGAGGGAGGGUGGAGGAGCAGCGGCAUCGACUGGAGGGAGGGUAGGAGCAGCAGCGGCAUCGACUGGAGGGAGGGUGGGAGGAGCAGCGGCAUCGACUGAAGGGAGGGUGGGAGCAGCAGCAGCAUCGACUGGAGGGAGGGUGGGAGCAACAGCAGUGUCAACGGGAGGGAGGGUGGGAGCAGCAGCAGCAUCAACUGGGGUGAGGGUGGGAGGAGCAGCAGCGGCAUCGACUGGAGGGAGGGUGGGAGCAGCAGCGGCAUCGACUGGAGGGAGGGUGGGAGGAGCAGCGGCAUCGACUGGAGGGAGGGUGGGAGGAGCAGCGGCAUCGACUGGAGGGAGGGUGGGAGGAGCAGCGGCAUCGACUGGAGGGAGGGUGGGAGGAGCAGCGGCAUCGACUGGAGGGAGGGUGGGAGCAGCAGCGGCAUCGACUGGAGGGAGGGUGGGAGCAGCAGCAGCAUCUACUGGAGUUUUCAGGCCCAGGGGUACCAGUACUGUAAGGACGCUGCCUCCAGGGCCCACGGCUUUGGCUGCCGUAUCAACCAGGGUGGCGCAGACGCAGUGGGUAUCACGAGCGGAGUUUGCGGCGCUUAGGAAGGAGAUACUCCAACAGUUUGAGAGCCUCAGGGCUCAAGGAGUCGCGGUUCCUGCUCAAGGACUUGCGUCGCAGGGCAGCGACGCAACAACAGGCGUUCCUCGCCCUCCAAGUCGGAGUGCCGGACAAAUCGCUCUGGAAAUGGUGAUCGACGAUGCUGGAGACUGGAAGUGCUCUCCCUUCCUGCCUUGUCUCGCUGCUCCUCUGCACUCACCAUGCCAUGCCCUGUAA
Molecule: messenger RNA, 2202 nt
Organism: Closterium sp. NIES-65
Lineage: Eukaryota; Viridiplantae; Streptophyta; Zygnematophyceae; Desmidiales; Closteriaceae
Source: the annotation of a GenBank genome assembly